GUAAGCUUAACUUGAGAAAAAUGAAAGUAAUUUCAACUGAGAAGUUUAUUUUGUUUGCUUUAGCUACAGUGGUCUUUCUCACACCAAACAGCAUGUGCCUAAAUGAAUCUGCAAAGUCCAGGCUGCAGAGCAGAGAGGACAAUGAGAAUAAAUAUUAUGAGAUUAAAGAUGACAUUUUGGAAGAAAAGCAGAGGAGUCUCAAUUUUGAAGAAAUGGAAGACUGGGGAUCAAAAAAUAUCAUUAAAGUGAACCCUUUCACAGUAAACAAGAUGCCAAAUUCAGUUGCUAAUUUACCUCUUAGAUUUGGAAGAAAUUAUCCAGAAGAAAGAAGUAUUAAAYCAUUUGCUAAUUUGCCCCUGAGAUUUGGGAGAGCUUUUGGAGAGAGCACACCUAAUUAUGCUCCAAAGGUAUCAUACAGACUUGGGAGAUCUCCAUAUGUUAAAGGUUCCAGUCAAUCACUUCUAAAUUUGCCGCAGAGGUUUGGGAAGUCACUGGCUGUCAAUCUGCCUGGAGACAUUCAGGAGUCUGAACCAGGGAUAUGAAUUCUAACAGUUACACUCAUACCGGAAUGAAAUUAUGAAGACAGAAUCUGAAAGACUUGGAAAAGCUGCAGUGUGCUUUCAAAACUAAAGGUCAUGAAAAGGAAACAUAUGUGUACAGAAGUGCAAGCCUGCUUUCAUAURUGUGUAAUGUAUUUAUUCUGUACAAACCCCUGAUAUACAAGGCAAUGAUAAUCAUAAUGGUCGUUGUGGU
Malurus melanocephalus (red-backed fairy wren) is the source of this 753-nucleotide messenger RNA. RefSeq names its product neuropeptide VF precursor (gene NPVF). Gene Ontology annotation, molecular function: signaling receptor binding. Bases 21 to 542 code for a protein of 173 amino acids. Gene Ontology annotation, biological process: neuropeptide signaling pathway; negative regulation of gonadotropin secretion. NCBI's taxonomy places the organism in Eukaryota, Metazoa, Chordata, Aves, Passeriformes, Maluridae. The record is from RefSeq and is a predicted model, not a curated record. The transcript has 3 exons.